AUGGCGACCCAUUCCGCUGUGGUUAUGGUCGGCGUCAAGAAGCCUCUGGAUAUUCAUCAAGUACCAACUGUGAAGCCGCAAGGCGACGAAGUCCGCGUGCGCGUCGAGUGGACUGCUUAUACGCCACUGGACCUGCAUCAGAACGACGGUGGACUGCUCGUAACCCACCCCCAACGCCUCGGCGACGGAACCGCCGGCACAGUCGUCGAAGUCGGGCCCUCCGCCCGCCGUCUCAAAGUCGGCGACAAAGUCUUCGGCUUCACAUGGCGCACCCCCCAGGAAAAGGCACACCAGGAAUUCUGCACGACAAACGAGUACUUGUUUUCAAAACUCCCUGAGGGCUUCACGCUGCAACAGGCCGUCACGUUGCCAAACAAUUUCGUGACGGUGUUCCACACUCUCACGGCAGAUCUGGGUAUCGAGACGCCGUGGCCAAAGCCUGAGGGAUAUGUACCGGAGAAUGCCAGCAACCCAAUCUUGGUGUGGGGUGGAGCGAGCAGUGUGGGCUUGUACGCGGUGCAGAUACUGAGGUACUACGGAUACACCAGCAUCAUCGCAGUAGCCUCGCAAAAGCACCACUCCAAGCUCCAAUCGCUGGGCGCAAAAUGGACCUUCGACUAUAAUGACCCGCACGUCGUGUCCCAGAUCCUCGACACCAGCGCCACCGGCAUCCCUAAGAUCCUGGACUGCAUCGGCAGCAAAGAAGGCAGCAUCAAGCCCAUUUCCAAGAUCGCGAAGGCAAGAUCGAAAGUCGCUAUCCUGCUACCCGUUAUCGUGCGGGAUUCAAGCGAGACAGAGGACCCUAUCUAUGAGAUGGACGUGCAGAAGGCGGCGGAGUGGGAGGAGGGCGUGGACGCGGCGGGCGUGCGGACGCAUUACUAUCUGCAGAAUGAGUUCUUCAAGGAGCAUUUGCAGCCGGACAUUAUGUAUACGCUGCUGAAGGAGAAGAUUGUGGAGCCAAAUCCGCAGAGGAUCAUUGAGGGAAAGACGUUGUUGGAGAGGGCGCAGAAGGCUAUGGAUGCGCUGAGGAGGAAGGAGGCUAGUGGGGAGCGGCUGGUGUGGAGGGUAUCUGAUGAGGCGUGA
Messenger RNA from Didymosphaeria variabile, 1083 nucleotides. RefSeq lists its product as uncharacterized. The record is from RefSeq and is a predicted model, not a curated record. Gene Ontology annotation, molecular function: oxidoreductase activity, acting on NAD(P)H. Bases 1 to 1083 code for a protein of 360 amino acids. NCBI's taxonomy places the organism in Eukaryota, Fungi, Ascomycota, Dothideomycetes, Pleosporales, Didymosphaeriaceae. The transcript is spliced from 2 exons.